AUGGCGAUCUCUCAGCUCAGCAUAAUGAUCUCUGGGCCUGGCAUGGCUGUCUCCCAGCCCAUCGUGGCUGUCUCCCGGCCUGCCAUGGUGGUGUCUCCCAGCGUGGCUGUCUCGCAGCCCAGUGUGCUGUUCUCCCAGCACAGCGUAUUAGCGUCUUGGUGGCCCAGCAUGGCGGUCUCUUGGCAGCCCAGUGUGGUGGUGGUUCAGCCUGCCGUGGCAUCAGCAUGGACUUCUAGCCUCAAAAUGAUUCCAGAGUGGUCUCCUAGUUUCAAGAUCCUCAAGGGAAAGCCCAACGCGGUCUGGAGUCAAGGCCGGGCGCAGACUAGAGGUAAAAGAACUGCAGUCUCAUUUGUCCUGUCCUCCUUGCUGUCAAUUCUCAUUUACUCAGCUCUGGAACUAUACAAAGAAAAACUGGUAAACGACACAGGAAUAUUUCGCUGCUUUGGCUUUGUGGCAUCACAUUUGUUUAUUUUUUCACUGACUAUUGUCAAUAAUCUAGAGAACAUGGUGUUUGGAAUGGGAUUUGAGGCAGACUUUUUCCCUGAAGUUUUGUCAUGCUUUGACCUUGCACUUUAUACAUCUUACCAAGUGCAUCCUGUAUCAUGUACUUCAUGUUUAGUGUUCUCCUUGGUGCAACUGUACUUCAUCAACCAGCUUUUCAGGAACAUUUAUCACAUUUGAGAAAGUUUCGCUGUGACAAAAGAGAUUAAAGGAAGGAAGAGCAGUUGA
Rhincodon typus (whale shark) is the source of this 729-nucleotide messenger RNA. RefSeq names its product keratinocyte associated protein 2 (gene krtcap2). The record is from RefSeq and is a predicted model, not a curated record. Lineage: Eukaryota; Metazoa; Chordata; Chondrichthyes; Orectolobiformes; Rhincodontidae.